Adineta ricciae is the source of this 723-nucleotide messenger RNA. The record is from the annotation of a GenBank genome assembly. NCBI's taxonomy places the organism in Eukaryota, Metazoa, Rotifera, Eurotatoria, Adinetida, Adinetidae.
AUGGAUACUACAAGUUUCAAUCAUGCAAUCUUUGAACGUAAAGUUGGAUUACUUAUUGGAAAUCAAAAUUAUCGUGCACACGAAGAUCAACUUUUUCAUACGAUCAAUGAUGUCAAUGAUAUUAGUCAUACUUUACGAACGAUGAAUUUUCAUGUGAGAAAACAUUAUGAUUUAUGUAAUUCAGAAAUGAAGAAUGUUUUUUCUGAGUUUUCAAAAACAAUACGCAAUGGCGAUUUGAUUAUAUUCUAUUUUUCUGGUCAUGGUUGUGAAAUGAAUGGAAAGAAUUAUUUAUUACCGAUUGAUGAUGAAUUGAUUGCAAAGGAACAAGAUUGUUGUCGAUUACCAUAUUCCCACCGACAUAGAAAAAGACGAAAUAACGUUAAAUACGAAAAUAAUGCUUCAGAAGAUACAAAAGUACCAAAAGGUACAUAUGUUGUAUUCGCUUGUAGUCAAUAUCAAAUUGCUUCGGAUGGUUUAUUGAUUGAAAGAAAUGGAUUGUAUGCGAAACAUUUAUUGAAACAUCUGACAAAACCAAAUAAAGAUUUACGACAAUUAUUCCGAAGUGUAAACAAUGGUGUUUGUAUUGAAAGUAAACAAAGGCAAAAACCAACACGUUAUGAUGGUCUAAUCGAUUUUGAACCAAUUUAUUUAAUUGAUAGGCCAUUAAAUUCAAAUGAUGGCAAAAAGAAAACGAAGGUCGAAGAAGGAUUACUUGUAAAAUAA